AUGUCCGACGCCUCGCAGCCGAAUGAAACCUCCAAGGCAGCUCCGCUGGGUCUGCCCGCACCUGGAGACGCCACCGCCGACGCUCAGCCCAACGUGAUCAAGCUCGACCAUCUCGGCCCCAUGAUCGUCAACUCGGACGGCACCAUCUCGCGCAUCGCCAACUGGGGCGCCAUGUCGCAGAUCGAAAAGGACAGGUCGCUGCGUCUGCUCGCAAAGCGCAACAACGCCAGGAUGGAGAGCCUCAAGGCGGAUCCCAACAACAACGAGCAGCAGAGCUGA
This is a messenger RNA of Moesziomyces antarcticus, 279 nucleotides long. RefSeq lists its product as uncharacterized. The record is from RefSeq and is a predicted model, not a curated record. The transcript has a single exon. The coding region runs from base 1 to 279 and encodes 92 amino acids. NCBI's taxonomy places the organism in Eukaryota, Fungi, Basidiomycota, Ustilaginomycetes, Ustilaginales, Ustilaginaceae.